AUGGCUGAAGACUCAGAGCUCUGGGAUGUCAUCUGCGAUGGACCCUUCAUCCCCACAAAAACCAUUGGCGACCCAGCUGUAACAAUCCCCAAAACAAGAAAGGAGUUCAAUGAUGCUGACCGCAAGGCCAUAGAAAAGAACUUUCGUGCAAAGAAAAUUCUUGUCUGUGGUAUCGGUCCUGAUGAAUACAACAGGAUCUCAGCAUGCCAAUCUGCUAAGGAGAUCUGGGAGGCUCUUCAAACAGCCCAUGAGGGAACAACACAAGUUAAGAAAUCAAAGAUUGACAUUCUUACCACAGAAUAUGAGCUUUUCAGAAUAAAAGAUGAUGAAUCUAUCCAGGACAUGCAUACUCGGUUCACAUCUAUUAUCAAUGAGUUUCACUCUCUCGGAGAAAUUAUUCCAAGAAACAAACUUGUCAGAAAAAUACUUAGUGUACUGCCUAGUUCCUGGGAAAGCAAAGUGAACGCUAUCAAAGAGGCAAAAGACUUGCAGAAGCUGACCAUUGAUGAACUUGUUGGCAAUCUGAAAAUAGAUUUCAGAAGAUGGUCUGCAAAAAUAGAGGUAUUCCAAAGAAGGACAGCUCUAGCAAGCCAAGAUGCUAUGACUUAUGUCAUAAGUGUGGGAAGUGAGGGCACUUCAUCAAAGAUUGUCCUAUCUUCAAGCAAGAUCAGUACAAACACAACUCAGACAAAGCAGCUAAGAGGAACCAGUCUCAUUAAUGAUAAAAAUAUGCUAACCACGGAACUAGGAGAAAUAGAACACGAGAGAGAUGAUCUAGUGGUAGUUAUGGUUGAUCAAAGAGAGACCAUUGAGAGUCUAAAAAGGGAAAAAGAUACUUUGACCGAGAGAAUUGCAAAAAUAGAGCAUGAGAGAGAUGACCUAUUAGUAGUAUUCGUGGACCUAAAGAAAAUAAUUAAGGAACUAAAAAGGGAAGGUAGGUAUGAGAUUACCCAAAAGGUAAAGGAAGUUGCAAGUGAGGCACAUCUUAGGCUUGAAGAUGAGAUAAAAUCAGUGAAAUCUAGUCUAUGUGUGGAACUUGAGAGAAACAGACAGCUUCAGGAAGAUCUAGGCAGAGUUAAGAAUGAUCUAGAAAAAUCACUCAAGUGGACCUGGUCCUCUGAUGCUAUCACUGCCUUGUAUAAAAACAAUGGGGGAAACAGGAAACCUGUAAGGCCAAGUUUCAGUCUCAACAGAAAAACAAACUUUUUGCUAAAAAGGGAGCAGUGA
This is a messenger RNA of Nicotiana tabacum (common tobacco), 1227 nucleotides long. NCBI's taxonomy places the organism in Eukaryota, Viridiplantae, Streptophyta, Magnoliopsida, Solanales, Solanaceae. The record is from RefSeq and is a predicted model, not a curated record.